This is a messenger RNA of Epithele typhae, 501 nucleotides long. RefSeq lists its product as uncharacterized. NCBI's taxonomy places the organism in Eukaryota, Fungi, Basidiomycota, Agaricomycetes, Polyporales, Epitheliaceae. The annotation marks the transcript as partial. The record is from RefSeq and is a predicted model, not a curated record. The transcript has 10 exons.
AUGACGCUCCUCGACGAAACCAUGGGUAUGCUCGUCAUUGGAGUCCUCAUCGCCGGGGUUCUCUACGGAGUCUCUUGCUCGCAAAUGUACUUCUACUUCUCACGCUAUUCCCGCGACCCGAUGUACAUGAAGUUGCUCGUAGUCGGGGUCUGGGCAUCGGAUACGGUUCACCAAGUCCUCAUUUCCCAUGCGCUGUAUUGGUAUCUGGUUACCCACUACGGCCAACCUGCCGCUCUGACUAGGCUUGCACCCACGAUCAUCGUUGAGGUGGUCGUCCAAGCCGUCACUGGUCUCCUCGUGCAGUGCUUCUUUGCUGUGCGCAUCUACAGGCUGAGCAGGAAGAAUUGGUACCUGACUGUUCUUGUCGGCUUGCUCAUCGCCGCCGAGUUCGCCGUGUCUACAGCCUACACUGCCAAAGCUCUCCGAUUCAAGAGCUACACUGAGCUCAACGAGGUCAAAGUGCUCUCCAUCAGCAUCAACGCGUUUGCUGCCGCCGGAGAC